Molecule: messenger RNA, 1581 nt
Organism: Drosophila serrata
Lineage: Eukaryota; Metazoa; Arthropoda; Insecta; Diptera; Drosophilidae
Product: putative G protein-coupled receptor sqr-1
Biological process (GO): G protein-coupled receptor signaling pathway
Cellular component (GO): membrane
Molecular function (GO): G protein-coupled receptor activity
Source: RefSeq, a predicted model, not a curated record
AUGAAUCUGAACCUGAAUCUGAAACUGUAUCUGGAGGAGUCGGUACCUGGGCGAGAGGGCUGGCAAUCCGCGGAGAUAGAGGACGAUGUUGAGAUAGACGUGUCCAGCAGUCGCUGCCAAAUCAUCCUCUCCAGUCAGACAGUGAACAACAUGGAUAGUCAUCGAUUCGCUCCAUCCAUCAGGUACGCCGUGAAUUUCACCAGGCCACCGGGUUGGCAGAUGGGUCAGGAGGAGUUCAUGGAGCACAGCGACAUGUGCAUCUUCCAGCGACGACCACCAACGUCGGUCUUUGUCCUUUACGGCCUGGCCAUUCCCACGCUGUCCGCCUUCGGUCUCUGCACGAACUUCAUCAAUGCCGUGGUCUUCAUGAGACCCAAGAUGACUCCGUCUGCCUUUAGCUAUCUAGCUGCUCUAUCCUGCAUGGACUGCAUCUCCUGCCUGCUGAUCACAAUGACCGCUCUGUCGCGGAGCUACUUCUACAUGGAUCCCGUCUGGAAUGCCUAUGACUAUCAGUGGCAGACGCCACUCUUUGGCAUCAGUACGGGAGCGGCGAACCUGAUCCUGGCCUGCCUGAGCCUGGACCGAUUUAGCUAUCUGUCCAGCUUCAGGAACAAUGGAGGAGCGCCUCGCUUUUGCCGACGCAAGGUGGCUCGAUACAUGAUCGGCAUGGCCAUCAGCAUUUCCAUAGUGGUUAAUAUGCCAUAUUUUUUCGUUUUCUAUCUGGGUAGUGAUGGAAACUGUUAUGUCACCGACUUUUACUACUCUAAUUUCUACAAGGUUCAAAACUGGUUCACCUUUGCCCUUUUGGCCCUCUUGCCGGCCAUAUUCCUGCUAAUCGGCAACACGGCAAUUAUUAUAGCCUUUCGCAAAUGGACAAAGCAGAGUCGACUGUGCAAUGCCGGUACUGGAGAUAAUCGCACGACAGCAAAGCGAUAUAAGCACCAAAUGAAACUAACCAUUAGCAUUGUGAUUGUGAUUACCUUGUACUUAGUUGGAGAACUCCCAGCUCAUAUGACUUCCAGAAAGAGCUCGCUGAACCUGAUCUUUGGCGGCGAUACCAACAAGGUUGAUGAGUCUUUUAUGGAACAGUUGGAGGUGAUCUGCAUAACGCUAAAUGCUCUUCAGUUAUCCCUGAAUAUUGUGGUAUAUGCUGUGAUCAAUCCAUCCUUUAUGCCGGAGUUUUUUCUGCUCCUCAAGGGAACCUCCGAUGUCUGCAUUGGUCUGUGCUGUUUCCGGGCUCUAGUUCGGAGUUGGAGGCGCUGUCAGGCCCGGGGACAGCAGCAUGCCACGGCAGAGGAGCGAGUGGUCAGCGGGGUGGCACCCCAGCAUCUGCCGGCGGACGAGGCGCUGCCCUGCGGUUGUGAGAGUUGGGCCAGUGACUCGGGCUGCAAGAACGAUGCCCAUUGCAAGAUAGCCGUGGGAACAUUUACCAUGGUCAAGGACUCUGUGCAGGACGAAGAGGUUCUUUCUCACUGCGAGCCGGAGGUCUUCACCACCAGAUCGAGCGCCUGCCUGCACACUAAAGGCGCAGAACCCGAAGAGGAAUCCAUCUUCAAUUCUAGCUUUAUUAUAAUUACUUAA